AUGGCUCCAGUGGGCGCCAGCGAUCUAAACCGCAGCCGAGUGCUGUCCAGCAAGGCAGAGCUAGAAAAAGCCCAGAGUCUCAAGCUACCUCUGACUGCAGCAGAAGCCUUGAAGCAUUUUAAAAACCAGCUAACUCUGUAUGAGCAACGAGAAAUCAAAGAAUACAGAGAGCUGUGGUAUCUUGGGCUGGGAGCUAAAAAGAUUGAAGGAUACACUGACACAGAGAACAACAAUUCCUAUGACGAUGAUCACGGCUCUUACAAAAAAGUUCUAGGUGACCAUAUUGCAUACAGAUAUGAAAUACUGGCAGUCAUUGGUAAAGGAUCAUUUGGGCAUGUCGUGAAGUGUUUGGAUCACAAGACAGGUGAAAAAGUGGCAGUGAAAAUAAUAAGGAACAAAAAGAGAUUUCAUAACCAAGCCUUGGUGGAGGUCAGCAUUCUCGAUACCCUUCGCCAGAAGGAUGAGGACAAUACGCACAAUGUAGUCCACAUGAAAGACUAUUUUUACUUCCGUAAUCACUUCUGCAUUUCCUUUGAAUUGUUAGGUAUAAAUUUGUAUGAAUUAAUCAAGAAAAAUAGUUUCCAAGGUUUCACCUUGAGUCUGAUUCGUCGGUUCACUCAGUGUAUAUUAAGAUGUUUACAAUUGUUGUAUAUGGAGAAAAUUAUCCAUUGUGACCUAAAGCCUGAGAAUAUACUUAUAAAUCAACCACAAUCAGGGCAAAUUUCGUUUAAAGUUAUCGACUUUGGCUCAAGCUGCUACGAGCACCAAAGAGUGUACACGUACGUCCAGAGUCGGUUUUAUCGCUCUCCAGAAGUGAUUCUUGGUCACCCCUACGCGGCUGCCAUUGACAUGUGGAGCUUGGGCUGCAUCAUGGCUGAGCUCUAUACGGGGUACCCACUUUUUCCUGGAGAGAAUGAAGUGGAGCAGCUCGCCUGCAUCAUGGAGGUACUGGGCCUUCCUCCGACAGAAUUCAUUCAGACAGCAUCAAGAAGGCGAACAUUCUUUGAUUCUAAUGGUAACCCAAAGAGUGUAACCAAUAGCAGGGGGAAGGUACGAAACCCGAAUUCGAAGGAUCUGAGUGCUGUAUUGAAAACCUACGAUGCUUCUUUUUUGGACUUUCUGAAAAAAUGUCUGGUAUGGAAGCCUGCCUUGCGUAUGACUCCGGAAGAAGCCAUGCACCAUGCCUGGAUGCAGGACCCAUGGUUACAUAAACCAAAACAAAAGCCCAAGAUGGCUCCAAAGUCCAGUGAGGGAUCCUUCAUCACCUCUGAGAAGAAAAAGGAGAGCUUUCAUAAAAACCCACAGCCAGAAAGAGGAGAUGAAAUCUGGCAUCACCCCCUUGGAGAAGUCAAGUGUGAACCCCCUGAAAAGUUGCCGGUUGCCAACCAAAAACCGCCUACCAUCAUUUCAUCCCAAGAAACAAACAGAGAGGAAAGCCAGGAUGCAAACCAGCAGGCCACUCCCAAUAAAGAGCAAGAAACACCCCUGGAUAAAGCUGUAAAAAGAGACCACAGGACAGAGAAGGUCAUGCACAAAAACACAAGCAUCUUACCGCCCAUUUGGUACAAGCAGUGA
Molecule: messenger RNA, 1575 nt
Organism: Gekko japonicus
Lineage: Eukaryota; Metazoa; Chordata; Lepidosauria; Squamata; Gekkonidae
Gene: DYRK4
Product: dual specificity tyrosine-(Y)-phosphorylation regulated kinase 4
Exons: 12
Coding region: 1-1575 (524 amino acids)
Biological process (GO): peptidyl-threonine phosphorylation; peptidyl-serine phosphorylation
Cellular component (GO): nucleus
Molecular function (GO): protein serine/threonine kinase activity; protein serine/threonine/tyrosine kinase activity; ATP binding
Source: RefSeq, a predicted model, not a curated record